Molecule: messenger RNA, 12276 nt
Organism: Plasmodium falciparum 3D7
Lineage: Eukaryota; Apicomplexa; Aconoidasida; Haemosporida; Plasmodiidae
Gene: NUP390
Product: putative nucleoporin NUP390
Source: RefSeq, a predicted model, not a curated record
AUGAGGAAGGAAUAUAUAUCGAACAAGAAGGUUUAUGAGCUGCUAUCACAAGGAACGUAUGAGGGAUAUGAAGAAGAAAUAAAAACAAUUUUUGAAAGACGAUAUAUGAAUAUCUUAAGUUAUUUAUGUCCACCUAAUAAGAGGAGUUUCGAAGACGAGAUCAUAUCAUUAAAAAUACAGAAAUAUAUAAAUGAAUAUUUGAGUUUUAGUAAUUCAACAUCUUAUUUUUUUGGUUUUUCAAAAGAGUUAAUUUUUCAUUGUUUAAAGAUAUAUUUUACAGAUAUAAAAUAUGAGGAGGUUGAUGUUAUGAAAUCAUGUAAGCAUGUGAGUAUGAUGGAUAGUGAGGACACAUAUAAUAAUAAUAAUAAUAAUAAUAAUGAUGAUGAUGACAAAUAUAAUAUUGAGAGUGAUGAAGAAUUAAUAGAAAGAAUAAAAAAGAAUGCAGACGCUUUAAAUAUGGAGAAACUCCAUUUAUUAUACUGUGAUGAAUAUUUUUAUAUAUUUAAGAAUAUAUUAUAUGUAUUAAAAAGAUGUGAAGUGUUUUAUUUUUAUACGAAUUAUAAAGUUGAAGAAUUUUCUUAUGAGAAAAAUUUUUUAUAUGAUAUAUUUUAUAUCAUAGAAAAGAAAAUUAAUAUUCAGGAUUUAAUUCAAAUAUAUUAUGAUACAUAUAAAGAUACAAAUAAUUAUUUUGAUUUAUUAAAAAAUAUGGAUAUAGAAAAUAUAGUAUGGAUAUAUAAAUAUAUUUUAUUAUUUUUAAAUAUACAAAUAUAUUGUAUUAAUAUAUUUUUGUAUUUACAAUUACGAUUAAAUAUAUUAUCACAAAGUAAUAUAAAAUCAUAUUUACAUAUUUUUUUAACUUUCCCAAAAUUAAGUUUAUCGAAUACAUAUAUGAAUGAAGAUAUAAUAACAAGUACCUUACAACAAAAAGAAUAUUCUGUAAUUUUUUUUAUAUGUUCCUUAUGUAAUAUAAUUACUUAUGAAGAUAUACAUAAAUAUGUGAAUUGUUGUUUAUCUAUAAAUUUAUUUAAAUUAUUUUUUUUCUUUAAAAAAAAUUACCAUACCAAUGAUAAUCGUAAUUAUUAUGAGCAUAAUAUAAAAAUGUUGUCUGGAUCUUUACAUUAUUUUCUGGAUAUUUUAAAAAAUUUUAUUUUUAUUAAUGAUAACUUUGUUUAUAAAAGGAUAUUAAUUCAAAUAUUGGAGAAUUCGUUAUGUACUUAUUCAAUCCAACCCGUAGAUUUUCACAAUAUGUUAUUUGAUAGUAUGGGUUUUGGUACUCCUCACUCGAAAAAUGAAAAUGAAAAUGAAAAUGAGAGAUUGUAUAGAAGAAAUGUAGAAUUUAAUGAUGCGGAUAUAUACAAGAAAAAUGGUAAUAUUAAAAAUGUGAACCAUGGGUGUGAUGAACAUGAUGGUAAUGUUAGUUACUUUCAAACACCUAAUACUACGAACGAUUAUAACAAGGAACUUCAAAAUGAAGAAUAUAAUUUAGAUGUUUCAAAUUUAAAUAACAUGUUUGAAGAUGAGGAUAGAUACAAAACGAAUCAAGAUGUAAAUAUAAAUAUAAAUAUUUCUCUUGUUAAAAAUAUGAAAAAACAUAUUGAACAGAAAGAAUUUUUUAAAAGGAAUAUUAAUAAGAAUCUUUUUUUAAAUGUAUGUAUAUUACUUUUUAAAAAACAGAAUUUUCUUUUAUAUACUCAUGAUAUAAAAAAAGAAUAUAAGAAUAUAAAUACAUGUCUUGAAUAUUUACAAAACGAUAAUUACCAAUAUGACAUAUAUUCUUUGAAAUAUUUUUUACAUAAUUAUGAUUAUAAAGAAACAGAAAUUAUUACCAAUUUUAAAGAAAAGGAAAAAAGUUUAUGUCCAUUCAUAUCAGUCGAAAGCAAAAAUAUAUUAUUAGAAAUAUCAUCUCUUUUUUUUUCUUUUGAUUAUUUAAAAGCUUAUACAGAAGAAAAUAAUAUUUAUGGUGAUAAUAAUAAAAAAAAUUUUAAAAUUAAUAAUAUUUAUAAUAUUAUCGAUAAAGAGAAGAAAAAAAAUGAAAUAAAAAAAAAAAAUAAUAAUGAAAUGAAAAUAGAAAGAAAGAAAGAAAAAAAUAAUAAUGAAAUGAAGAUAGAAAUAAAUAAAGAAAAAAAUUUUAUAGAUAAUACCAUAUUACAUCCAGUUAUUUUAUACAACGUAAAUAGAUUAUUGUUGGAUUUUUUUUAUGAUAAAAUAAGUAAAGCAUCUAUACAAACUUUAAUAAUAUUUAACCACAAUUUAUUAUCAAUAUAUAGAAUAUUAAAAACAUUAAUAGGUACGAAUACAAAUUUAAUAAAUUUUAAUGAAGUUACAAAAAUUGUUGAAAAGUUAGCACAAGAAGAAGGAAAUAUUACAAAGAAAAACCAUAAAAAUAUACAUAUGGUUAUAUUAGAAGAUACAUUAUAUUAUAAAAUAAUAUAUAUAUUAAGAAAAAAAAAUAUAAAUAAAGAUACAAUAUAUAUAACCUAUAUAGAAUAUUAUUAUAUCCUCUUAGAUUAUUUUUGUAAAUAUUUUUAUAAUAAUAUGGAUAAUUACUUUAAAUAUAAUUAUAUGAAGAAAAGUACUGUAAGAAAAAAAUAUGUUAAAAAUAAAAAUAUAAAUGACACAAAAGGGCAUAAUAAAAAUAAUAAUAAUAAUAAUAAUAUAUAUGGUGAUGAUGAUGAUAAUAAUAUAUAUUGUCAUGAUGAUGAUGAUAUAUAUUGUCAUGAUGAUGAUGAUAUAUAUUGUCAUGAUGAUGAUGAUGAUAAUAUAUUUAUAUUUUUUGAAAAGAUAGUUAUAUUUUUUUGUAACAUUUUACAAAUAAAUAAAUGCUUUCAUAUACUUAUAGAAAUAAAAUUAAAUUAUUAUUUUAAGAUUCCAUACGAUAUAAAGAAUACAUUUAUUAAUUUAUUUACAUAUUUAUUUUUUUUUUCCUUAAAAGUUCAAGAAUUCUCAAGGUUUCAAAUUAUGAUAGUACGAUGUUUAUCUUUUUUAUUAAAAAAAAAAAAUAUUAAUAAAUUGAAUGCUUACAUUUUUCAGUUAUUUUCCUAUUUAGAAAAUGAUCAAAUAAAUAUAAAUGAAAAAGGGAUGGUACAUAGGAAGAGUUCAAAAUAUCAUAGAAAUAAUCAAGAAGAGUAUUCACAUAAUAACAAAACGAAUGAUAAUAGUGUUAGUAAUUUAUAUCGUGAUAUAGAAAAUGAAUAUGAUGAAAAUCAUUUAGAAAGAAGAAAAGACAGAAAUGUAUUUUCUUCUAAUAUGAAUGAUGAUAAAAAAUAUAACAAUCUAUCUGAUUUUAAAUACACAAAAGAAAAUAUGGAUAUAAAAGAAAACUUUAGGAUUGACAUAUCGUUUUUGAAAAUAUUUUUUUUGCUUAAUGAUGUAAGACAAAUCAAUUUAAAUGAAUCUAAUGGAAGGAAGGAUAAGCUUGAGAGUAAAGCAAAGAGGCGAAUACAAAAAUUAGAUGUUCAUAGGUACACAUAUAAUGAAAAUGAUAAUAAUAAAUAUAAUGAUGGGAAUACAUUUUUAUCAUCACAAGAUGAGGAAAAAUCAAAGUCGUUUGAUUCUAGUGAUUCUUGUUCGGUCGACGAAAAGGAAUCAUCAAAAGGGUUAUAUGGAAAUGAUUUUGUUAAUUCAAGUGAUCAUAAUAAUAAUAGUAGUAAUAAUAGUAGUAAUAAUAGUAGUAAUAAUAGUAGUAAUAAUAGUAGUAGUGGUCGUAAUAAUAGUAGUGAUGAAGUAGUAGUAGAUCCUUAUGAUUAUAACAACUAUUAUGAAUGUAAAGAUAGUAACAAAUUUGGUGUUGUAGUAAAUUAUUUUUAUGCACAUCUUCCAAAUUUUGAAAAAAGUUAUAAUAUAAAUUAUGUAGUAGAAGACAUAAGCUUUGAUGAUAUAUUUUUAAUAAGUAUUAUGGAUUUGUGGGAAACAAAUAAUAAUAAUAAUUUAUUAAAUUUGAUUAAUGAUUUGCUAAAAAUUUAUGAAGAAGAAAAAAAGAAGAAAAUAUAUAUUUGUACUAGUUUACUUUUAAAAAUAUUUAAAAGGAUUAUUAAAAAGAAAAGUAAUUCAUAUUUUUUAUUUAAUAUUUAUAAAGCUUUUGAAAAUGAUAUAAAAUUAAUAUUAGACAGUAUUAAUAUUCUAAUUAAAAAAUGGGUUGUAUGGACUUUUAAAAAUUGUGAUAAUAUAUUUAAUAGAGAAAAAAAUAUUAAUAUUAAAAAGUUGGUUAAAUUAUUUUUUAUUUCAUUUUAUAAAUAUUUAAAAAAUUAUUUUUUACAAAUUUAUUAUCAUUUUUUUUAUAAUAAUCAGAUAUAUAAUAGAAAGAAUUACAAUUUUGAUAAUUUCUUUUUUUCUAUUUUUUCAAAAUAUAUUAAUAAAAUAUUUGUAGAAAUUUAUUCCUCAUCAUCUUCUUCGACGUCUUCGAAUUCUUCUUUUGUUUUUAAUGUAUCCAAGUUUUAUAUGAUGAAGAUGUGUAUAUCUAUUAUUAAUAAUAUGAUUGGUGUUGUGAAAUAUAUAAACUUGGAGAGAGUUAAGCAAGUUUUUUAUGAGCAUAAUAUUAUGAUGGAUGUCCAUAUGAAAAGUCAUCUUCAUCACGAUAUUGAUGUGUACUAUGGUCAUGAUAAUUCUUAUAACAACAUUUAUCAAAAAAUUAUAAAAAGUUACAGAGGAGAAGAAAAAGACACCUUAGAUGUUAUAAACACCGAAUCAGUUCACCAAAAUAGGAAUGAAGAUGAUAUAGAUGGUUCUAUAAAUAGUUUAGAUGUAUUUAACGAAAUUAUGAGAAAUAUUAUUAUUAAUCAUAAUAGUUUAAUUAAGGAUCAUAACGAUAUGUGUACUAAAAAAAAAAGAAUUAAUAUUUUCCAAAUAUCCUCUCCUGCGACAUCUGAACAACUUAUGAAUAAUCAUUACACGAUGAAUUAUUUAACAGAUGUAAUGUUGUUACAAAAGGAUUAUAUAUAUAAUAUUGAUAAUAAUAUGAAUGAACACAAGCAAAAUGUUUUUAAUAAACCAUUUGAUAAUAAUAAUAAUAAUAAUAAUAAUAAUAAUUUUAUGUUAAAUUAUUUUAAUUACAUUCCAGAGAAUAACAAUAAUAAUUAUCGCAUGGAUAUAAAAAAAAGAUACCCUCCUGAAUCUUAUGAUAAUAAUUAUUAUAUGUUUAAUAAUAUUAAAAACGAAGAAGAAAAUAUACUAUUACAAAAUAAUAGCAUGUCAUCAAGUAUUUAUAUUGAUAAGAAAUUAAUGAAGGAUACUAAAGAAAUGGAACCAUUAUUUAAUAAAACAAAAGAUAUGAAAAAUUAUAAUGAAGAACAAAAAAAUAAUGAACUAAUCUCAUAUCCAUAUAAUAAUAUGUUACAAAAUAAUAUUAUUUUUGUGAAAUUCUUUCUAUAUACACAAAAUUUAUUACAAAUUAUAUUUCAAAAUAAUUAUAUAUUUUUUUUGAGUGAUUUUCUUUUUAUAAACUAUAAAAAGAAAGAAUACAUCGAGGAAAAGAAAAAUGGAAAUCAAAAUGUUAUAAAUAUAAAGGAUGAAGAUAAACAUAUUACAAAUAUAAAGGAUGGAGAUAAACAUAUUACAAAUAUAAAGGAUGGAGAUAAAAAUAUUACAAAUAUAAAGGAUGAUGAUAAAAAUAUUACAAAUAUGAAAAAAAAAAAUAAUAAAAAUUAUUUAACUAUACUUAUGUAUAAUUCACAAGAAUGUUCAUUUUAUUAUUCCAUAUUUAAUACAUUAAUAAAUGAUUAUAAUUUCUUAUAUUAUAGUAAAAAAUAUGAUCCUGAUUUAUUAAACUCUUUUCUAAUGAACACACAUAAAAAAAAUAAAGGAUAUUCAAAAUUAUAUAAACAAAUUGUUAAUAAAAUUAUAUAUAUGUAUUCUUUACUUUUGAAUAUAUAUGCCAAUUUCUAUUUUAUUAAAGAAAUCCAUGAUAUAGCAACGAAUAUAUCGAAUCAAAUAUUUUCACUUUUCGAUACCUCUCAUUUUUUGUUGAACCUCUUUCCAAAAAAUUUAUAUAACAUGGUUGAAGGGUAUAAUGUUGUGAGCAAAUCCCUAAAUAACGACAUUUUGUACAAAAAAAAAAAAGGAGAACAUGUUACCAGAGAGAAUUUAAGCUUAUCCCUACUUUCGUUUUUUUUAGAGGAUUAUAAGAGUAGCUGUUUUUUAUAUGAGAGUUUAAAUACAUUUUUUAAAAUAAACAAUUUUAAUAAUAUAUAUUUUUUGUGUAAAUAUAGUAGUGGAUAUUUACCUUUGGAAAGGAUCAUAAAACUUUUUAUGGACGUUAUAUUUGGUCACUUUAUUAAAUUUAUAAAUAUAAAUGAAAACAUAAAUGAUUAUGAACUUUUGGAAGUAUUAGAAUAUAAUGGUAAUAAAUGUUAUGAGCUUUUAAGGUUUCUAUUUUUUUUUAUUAAGCAAAAUGAUUUAAUAACUAUAAAUAUAUAUAAAUAUAUAUUUGAUAUAAUCAUGUGUAUUUUGGAGCAGUAUAUAGCACAUGUUAAUUAUUAUAUAUACAAAGGUAAAGCUUGGGAUGUAUUUUUUAAUAAGUUGAAAAUAUUGAAUUUAAGUCUGCAUUUUGUAAACUCUAUAUAUUUUAAUAUAUUUUGUGAUGAUAUAAAUGCAGAGAUCAAAAGAGAAAAUGAUAAUAAUAAAAGUAAUGAUAAUAAUAAUAAAAAUAAUCAUAAUAAUAAUAAUAAUAAAAAUAAUCAUAAUAAUAAUAAUAAUAAAAAUAAUGAGAAAACACAAAACGUUGAUGAACAAAGAAGGUCCAGAUUAUGGAAUAUUGUAGAAUGCUUAUUUUAUAAUGUUAUAAACAAAUUACAUGUAAAUUCCAUAAAUUGUUUAAAAAAAAAUAAAUUAGGAUCAUAUAAAUGUGAUGAAGAGUUUCCAAAAGAAUUAAAUUGUAAAAGAUAUUUUUUAAAUUAUAAUAAAGAUUUUAAAAAAGAAAUAUAUUAUUAUUUAUACAAUUUAAAUAUAGCUAGUGAAAUAUUUGAAUUAAUUAUUAAAGCAAUUUAUAUUAAUGAAACGAAAAUAUAUCCUUUAAUCAUAAAUAUUUGUUAUGAUAGAAAUAUAAGUAAUAUAUUUUUUAAUAUUGAUUAUGAUAACCUAAAUAGUAUUUUAGAAAAAUAUACAUAUUUACAUAAAAAGAAAAAGGAUCAUAUUAAAAAUUUAAAAUAUUUAUUAUGUAAAAAUAAAUCUAUACAUAUGCAUAAAUAUAUCUCUUAUAUAGAUGAUGAUCAUCUUAUAAAUAAUAUGUUACAUUUAUUAAGAAGAAAAAAUAUAUAUUAUAAAUAUGUCCUUAAUAUUAAUGAAUAUAACAACUUCUUAGAUAAUCACAAAUGCAAAAGAAAAAGGAAAUUUAUAAAUUAUAAUAAUAUCCAAAGUAGUUAUAAUAAUAAUUAUAAUAUAUAUAAUAAUACAAAUAAUUUUUAUGAAUAUCAUGAUUAUAUUGCUAUAAAAAAUAUUCUACAUAAAAAAAUUGAAUUAUUAGAUGAUGAUUAUAUUUGUUCAAGGAUCUUAGAUACACAAUCUCAGAAAACGUAUGGAGAAAAAAACUAUUUAUUCGAUGUAAAAAAUUAUAUUUAUAAUAUGAAUUUUAUAAAUAAUAAUUAUCAAGAAAAUUCUUAUAUAAAUGAUGUUAUUAACGGCAAAAAAAAAAUGUUUACAUUACAAAUAUCAGAAUAUGAUAAACAUACUAAUUAUAAUAGUUUAUUUAUGGAUUGUGUACAGAACCAUCAUAAUAUAAAAAAAAUGAAUAGUACAAAUAAUAUGAAUCAUCAUAUUAAUACAAAUAAUAAUUAUCUUCAUAAUCAUAAUUUUAUAUCUAAUUAUAAUUCUUUUAAUGUACAUGAUAAUAAAAAAAUAUAUUCAUAUAAUGAAAAUUGUAAAUCGGAUGAAAUCAUGCAAAAAAAAAUUGAUAUGAGUAUUUGGAAAAAUAUCGAUUCUAUUUUCCCAGAAACAUUUAUAGAUUCUGAUAAACAACCUGCAUACAAUUUUGAUCCCAUAGAUUCUAUAAAUUUGGGUUCUUCUAGAUCGAACAAUGAAAAAAAAAAAAAAUAUAUUCAAAUAGAUAACCCUGUGAAAAAGGAAUGUCUCUUGUUAAAUAUAAAUUAUGAUAAACAUGAUAGCAUUGUUUAUAAUAAGUAUGAUAAUAUGUUUCAUUAUGACGAAUUACCGGAUAUUAAUAACAAUAAUAAUAAUAAUAAUAAUGAUAAUAAUAAUAAUACUUGUGUUAUUGAAGAUAUUAAGGAUAUAUAUGAAAAACGAAUGAACAAGAAUACAAAGAGGAAUAAGGAAAAGAAAGAAAAAAGAAAGUAUAUUUUUCUAAACAAUUUUAAUAAUAAUAAAGAGAAAAAGAUGAAAAAUAAUCAGAAAACAGUAUAUAGUAAUAAUAAUAUUAUGGGGGAAGAGUUUUAUAACGAAUUUUAUUUACAUAAUUUUAAAAAUGAAAUUAAAUGCAUGAAAUAUAUAAACCUUACACAAAGUUUAUAUGAUGUAAAAUACAGAUUAUUGUUAUUGUUUUAUAAAUUUAUAAUAAUACUUAAACAUAAAGAAUUAUUACAGAAUGAAAAUUAUAUAAAAGAAGAAAAAGAAUUUUUAAAGAAACAUCAUAUAAAAAAGAAUAUACCUUUCCUUUUUUUUAUAUAUGAAUUAAUGAUAACCUUUUUUAAUACAGCAGAAAAUAUAAAUAAAAAUACAUAUUAUUAUGUAUUAAUAAUAAAUAUUCUUGUAAAUUUAUUUUUAUUUAUAAAUAAAAGAGAUUAUGAUGAUGAAACUUGUAUGAGUAAUAUAAUAAAUAAUGAUAAUAACAAAAAAAAUAAAAAUAAUUUAAUUGAAAAUAAAAAUGAAAUAUAUAAUACCAAUAUAAAGUCUUUAAAAAAUGAUAAAGAAUAUAUAGAUAAUCAUUCAAAUUAUGCUAUGUUUUAUUGUGAUUUGUUUUGUGAUGAUUUUUUUAUAUCUAAUGGGAAAAAAAAUAAAGAAAAUGUUGUAUUUCAUACAUUACAUAAUAUGUCCCAUAAAGAAAUGUCUAAAUAUGAUUUGAUAGGAAAGAAUAAGUAUUUAGAAAAUUAUAUAAACAACUUAAUAUUAGAAAAGAAAAAGAAAAUAAAUAAUUUGAAUGUACAUAUUAAUAAGAAAAUGGAUAAUAAUAUAUUAUAUUCAUUUAUAAAUAGAAUAAAUGAAACACGUGAUAAUACAAAAAAGAAGAACAAAUUAUAUAUUAGACGUUAUUAUUUAAAAAAAUCCAUAAAAUAUAAUAAUCAUUUAUAUAAUAUGCCUAUCUUUUUAUCCUUAUUUCUUAGAUGUGUUACUAUACAUUUACAUUAUUUUAAAUUUUAUAAUAGUUAUAUAUAUUUUUUAAAACAUUAUAAUAUGUUACAUAUACCACAUGCCGUUCUUAAACAUUUAUAUUCAACACAUCAUUUUAAUAUAAAUCUUUUUGUUAAUAUGUUAGAAUUGUUUUAUGUCUUUAUACAAAUUUAUAAUAAUUAUUUUGUAAGCUUUUGUGAUAUAUCAAGUUGUCGUAAUAAGCAUGUCCAACGAGAUCAAAGAUGUCUGAACAAUAAUAAAAAUAAAUCUGAAGAUAAUGAAAAAAUAUAUUGUACUAAUAAUAAUGGUGAUGGAUAUGAUGAUGAUGGAUAUGGUGAGAAGAAUGUAUCUGGUAUAUACAAAGAAAAUAAUAAUAAAAUAAAUGUCAAAGGAGAUAUAUAUAAUAUUGAUAAUAUAAAUGUAUAUCCUUUAAACGGAAAACUUGUAAGUAUUUAUUUAAAUACCUUAAAAGAAAUAUUGAAAGAAUGUUAUGAAUGUCAUCUAGGUCAUAUGAAAAAUAAUGAAAAUAUGGAGAAAUCAUUUUUUAUUGAGCAUUUAUUAUUAUAUUUUUUAUAUAACCGAAUUAAUACAAUAUAUGAAUUGUUUUAUAAUUUUUAUUUUACUUAUUUAAGAAAAAAAGAAAAUAAUAAUGAUAUAUUAUUAGAUAUUGUUAAUGAACAUAUAUAUAAUCUUAUAGGAAAUAAAAUAUAUGAUCAAAUAAAUAAAAUAAAUAAUUUUCUAGACGAUAAACAAUAUUAUUAUUUCUAUAUUAAUACUUUGACAUUUAUAACAUUAAAUAAACAAAUAUGUAUAUAUAUAAUCAAAAAAAAAAUUUUAAACAAACUUAUUUAUAUACCUUUUAUAUAUCAUUCAUUAUUUGACAAAAAUAAAAAUUUCACAUCUAUAUAUCAUAUAAAUAAUAAUCAAUAUAUAAGAAACAAAGAUCAUAUAAUAUUCUGUUCAUUAAUUGUUUUUAUUAUAAAACUAUUAUAUGUAUUCGUAAAAAAUUUUAAACACAAAAAUGUGAAUUUUAAUAACCAUCAAAAUAAUAAGAACCAUGAAAAUGUUAAUACUAAUGUGGGACAUGUAUUUCAUUCAUCCUUUAUAUCGGAAAAUCCAUAUUAUCAUGUAACCAAGCAUCUAGAUUAUUAUAAUGACCAUACCUUUAUGGAGUCUAUGAAAGUUGCAACCAAUAGGAUUUAUGAAAAUCCAUACUAUAGGAAUUAUAAUAAAGAACCGUACACCUCUAAUGAACACAAAAUUUUAAAUAGUAAUAUGGAUAUUAACAAUAGUAAUCAUUUUUUAAGAAGUAAUGAUGAAAAUGUAAAAACAAACACAAAUACAAAUACAAAUACAAAUACAAAUACAAAUACAAAUAAAAAUUCUGAUACAGAUAAUCAUAAUGAUGCAUAUAAUCAUAAUGAUGCAUAUAAUCAUAAUGAUGCAUAUAAUCAUAAUGACGCAUAUAAUCAUAAUGAUGCAUAUAAUCAUAAUGAUGCAUAUAAUCAUAAUGAUGCAUAUAAUCAUAAUGAUGCAUAUAAUCAUAAUGAUGCAUAUAAUCAUAAUGAUGCAGAUAAUCAUAAUGAUACAGAUAAUCAUAGUGAUAAUUAUAAUUCUCAUAAAUAUAAAGGAACUUAUAAAAUUUAUCGUAUUCAUGAUGAGGAAGAUAUUAUUCAAGAUAAUAAUUAUACAAACGAUGAUUAUGUUAAUACAAAUUAUAAUUUUCAUCAAAAUAAUAAUUAUCAAAACAGCUCCAAGGAUAAUAGCCAUACUUAUACUAGUUCGGGUGAUGAUAAUUUAAAUAAUCCAUUUAUAUCUUUAAAUAAAGAAAAUAUAUCCAAAAAAAAAAAAAACAAAAAAACAAAUAAAAAUAGAGAAGAAGAAAAAAAAAAGAAAAAUGAAAUUAUACAUAAUGAAGUAGAAUAUUUCUUAGAAGCUAUUUUAAAUGUUGUAGGGAAAUUAUCAGAUCGUAUUAAUUUUAUAUUUUUAAAAAUCGAAAAAAUUAAUUGUCUAGCUAUUUUUGAAGAAUCCUAUCUAUAUGUUGAACUACUAACAAAAAUAUCUUAUUAUUGUAAUAUUUAUAAUAUAAAUAAUUUCUUAAUAUCUUUAAUGGAUAAAAGAGUUGAACAUCAUUUAUUUUAUAUAAAUAGAAUAUUAGAAAAAUUCAUUUACGAAAAAGAAGUUAUUAUAUAUCCAUAUAGUCCUUAUGAAAUUAAUGCAUCAACAAAUGUACCUAAUAAUCAAGAUAAAAAAAAAAAAAAAAAAUCAACAAAAAAUGAACUUACAUUAUUUACACAAAGAGUAUUAUAUAUAUGUUAUAAAUCUAUUCUUAAUUAUAAUACAAUAUUAUUGAAUCUUAUACAAACUCCUUAUUUUAAAAACUCCCAUUUUGUUAUACAUCUUUAUAUUUUGAUACUCAAGUCAACUAGACUCGUUACAAAUAUCAUUGAGCAUUUCGGAAAAAAAAAUACAACCCUAAUAAGAACGAUAAAAGCCAACGAUAACAAUUCAUAUGUACCAAUAUGCCUUGAUAUUUUAAAUACAGAAAAAGAAAAGAAAAAAGAAAAAAUACAUUACACCAGAGGAGUAGGUAAAUCCAAUUUUACGUAUUAUCUUAGUGAUAGCAAUACACGUAGUGAAGAGUCCGCUUAUCCUGGAGAAAUUAUUCAAUACAAUAAAUCAAUUGAUGAAUAUAUAAAUACAAAAAGAGUUUAUAAAAACGAUCACUUAUUUAAUUUCUUGCCAGAAAUUAUAUCAUUAAAAACUUAUUAUAAUAUAUUAAAAGAAAUUUUAGAAAGAAGUGCAUUCUUAGGAGCAUUCGUCUUAGAUAAGCUGAAAAAUUCAGACGAAGAUUCAUGUUUAAAACAAAUACUUGUAAGCAAUAUUUUUUCUUAUUUAAUACAUAUUAAUGCAACCUUAUUACCAUCAAAUAUAUGUACAAAUAAUCUUAAAAAAAAAUGUACACUCAUAUAUAAUUAUGUUAUGAAUGUUCAUAAAAAGUGA